GGAGCAUUGGUCAGCUUUUGCCAUAAAAUUCUCUUUGAAGUGGGAACUUGACUGAUAAUGGUGAGAAACUAAGAACUGGAGACGAGGGAAUUACAGUAGAGAGGAAGUGGAUGAAGAAAAUGGGUACUUCUGGAUCUGAUGAUCUUCUAUUGCUUUUAGAGGACGCUCUUCAGCAGAAUGAAAACACUGAAGAAUAUACUGCAGAUGGGUCUGUUGAUCUCAAAGGGAAUCCUGUUUUGAAGAGCAAAACUGGGAACUGGAGAACCUGUCCUUUCAUUCUUGGUACAGAAUGUUGUGAACGUCUUGCUUAUUAUGGUAUUGCAAAAAAUCUUGUCAACUAUCUUACAAACAGAUUGCAUGAAGGAAAUGUUUUCGCUGCAAGAAAUGUCAACACAUGGGCAGGCACAUGUUACCUUACACCUCUUGUUGGGGCUUUCUUGGCUGAUGCUUACUGGGGCAGAUAUUGGACAAUUGCUGUCUUUUCCACAAUAUACUUCAUUGGGAUGUGUACACUGGCCUUAUCUGCAUCCGUUCCUGCUUUUAAGCCUUCUGAUUGUGUGGAUUCAAUUUGCCCUUCAGGAACUCCAAUACAAAAUACUGUAUUAUUUACGGGGCUAUAUCUGAUUGCACUAGGAACGGGAGGAAUCAAACCAUGUGUUUCCUCCUUUGGUGCUGAUCAAUUUGAUGAUACUGACCCUAGUGAGAGGGUGAAGAAGGGAUCAUUUUUUAAUUGGUUUUAUUUCUCGAUCAACAUUGGUUCACUUGUAUCAAGUACUCUUAUUGUUUGGAUACAAGAAAAUGUUGGAUGGGACAUAGGCUUUGGAAUUCCUGCAUUAUUCAUGGGACUAGCUAUUGCAAGUUUUUUCUCUGGAACUCAUCUCUAUAGGUUUCAAAGACCAGGAGGGAGCCCACUGACGAGAAUGUGCCAGAUUUUAGUUGCAUCAUUCCAGAAACGUAAGUUGGAGGUCCCGGAAGAUAGUACUCUCUUGUAUGAAACUCCUGACAAGUUUUCCGCAAUUGGAGGAAGCCGAAAGCUAAAGCACACCGAGGAUCUAAAGUGCCUUGAUAAAGCAGCUAUUUUAUCAGACUCUGAUGUAAAAAGUGCAAAUUUCAGCAACCAAUGGAAGUUAUGCACAGUAACACAAGUGGAAGAAUUGAAGCUUUUAGUUCACAUGUUCCCUAUAUGGGCGACGGGAAUUGUUUUUUCUGCUGUCUAUGCCCAGAUGGCAACGCUAUUUAUUAAGCAGGGGAUGCUCAUGAACAGAAGAGUUGGAACCUUCACCAUCCCGGCUGCAUCACUUUCCACAUUCGACGUCAUCAGUGUAAUCAUUUGGGUGCCAAUCUAUGACAAGUUUCUUGUUCCUACUGUUAGGAAGAUUACUGGUAAGGAAAGAGGAUUAUCGGAAAUUCAGAGGAUGGGUAUCGGCCUCUUCAUCUCUAUUCUUGCCAUGGUAUCUGCUUCAUUGGUAGAAAUCAAGCGUUUGCAAGUUGUAGAAAAGCUAGAUUUGGUUGAUGAACGUGUUCCAGCCCCACUUAGCAUCUUUUGGCAAAUUCCACAGUUUUUCUUGGUGGGGGCCGCUGAGGUAUUUACUUUCAUAGGGCAGCUUGAAUUCUUCUACGAUCAAUCACCCGACGCUAUGCGAAGUCUAUGCAGUGCACUAUCUCUUUUAACUACUGCAUUGGGGAAUUACUUGAGCUCUUUGAUCCUAACAAUUGUGACUGCUGUUACGACUGCUGGUGCGAAACCUGGUUGGAUACCCGAUAAUCUAAACAAUGGUCGUCUUUAUAAUUUUUUCUGGCUCUUGGCUGGUCUCAGCUUCCUGAACCUACUGGUGUAUAUCUUUUGUGCCAUGAAGUAUAAACAGAAGAAUGCUUCAUAGGCUUCCUGCUGAAAGGUAUUGUGAACAAUGAUACUGAGUCUGUUUAUACUGAGAUAUAUUGGAAAACUAUGUUAUAUGGUUAGGUACAUCAUUUUCAUUGUACCACUCCAAUGUAAAUAGAAAAAAGUUCGGUUCUUCACUUGUACAGCUCAUUCAGUAUAUAGCUUUCCUAAUGCGAUGUUUUUCUUGUGUUUGUGUACUUGUUUUUCUUUGCGGUCAAAAACUGAUUGGCGAUCUUUCUUGUUCUGUAUUCGUAAUGUAUUUAACAGUAUAUAUUUUCCCCUCUUUUUACUUGUUUAGGGGUUGUUUUGCACGAUAUGAAAACUAAUUGAAUCAAGUGAUAAUUUCUUGGGUGUGAUUUUGGAGCCUGCUUUAGACUUUAAAGAAUGAGUAUCAGCCUCUUCAUCUCUAUUCUUGCCAUGGUUAUAGCUUCCUUUGUACGAAGCGAGGUCUUGCUAGUCAUUAAAGAUCCGAGUUUGGUCAACGUUUAUUAUCCAGUCCCGCAUACCUCGGUUUUCUUUUUGGGCUCAGCUGUGGAAUUUAAUUUCAUUGCUCAGUUUGAGUCUUCUGAGUGGAUCACCUGAUGCUGUGUUAAGAUCAUUCUUUCUUGUUACUUGAGACUCUGAAGUCUGAACAAGGGCCAUCUAAUAAUUUUCUGGCUCUUGGCAGGUCUCGGCUUCUUGACCUGUUGGUGGAUAGAAGUAUUUUCUGUGCCAUGAAGUAUAAAGAAAAGAAUGCUUCAGAGAAUCCUGCUAAAAG
Messenger RNA from Amaranthus tricolor (Joseph's coat), 2639 nucleotides. RefSeq names its product protein NRT1/ PTR FAMILY 8.3-like. The transcript is spliced from 5 exons. Gene Ontology annotation, biological process: transmembrane transport; oligopeptide transport. Gene Ontology annotation, cellular component: plant-type vacuole membrane. Gene Ontology annotation, molecular function: transmembrane transporter activity. The coding region runs from base 111 to 1880 and encodes 589 amino acids. The record is from RefSeq and is a predicted model, not a curated record. NCBI's taxonomy places the organism in Eukaryota, Viridiplantae, Streptophyta, Magnoliopsida, Caryophyllales, Amaranthaceae.